Messenger RNA from Acanthopagrus latus (yellowfin seabream), 2249 nucleotides. RefSeq names its product transmembrane protein 272-like. The transcript has 5 exons. The coding region runs from base 175 to 705 and encodes 176 amino acids. The record is from RefSeq and is a predicted model, not a curated record. Lineage: Eukaryota; Metazoa; Chordata; Actinopteri; Spariformes; Sparidae.
UGACCGCCUCUCUCUGCGCAUGCGCACUGCGGAGCAGCGGCGGUUGCCCGUGCACCUAAAAGGCGCGGCUGAGCGUGAGCAGCGGCAGAGUCACGGCAGCAGGUAGAGGAGAGGUGAACCCUGCCACAGCCACAGCUCCCUAUCUUUCUCUGUAGGUUAGAAUCCUCUUUCACGAUGUCAAACACGAGGCUUGUUCGACAAAUCCGCAAUGCUUCUCAGCUCCCAACACCAGCACUGGCGAUCUCAAAGCUGGUUCUUUGUGCCAUGCCCAUUGCUGAGAUCGUCAUCGGUGCAAUACAUCUGAAUGACUGUCCGCGGCAGCACUUCAUCCCCAUCUAUCUGAUCGUGCUGGGAACCUUCGCCCUGGUGCUGGUGGUGCUCUCCUGCCUCCCGUGCGCUCAAGAACCCGAAGACGGCCCGACCAACCCGCUCAACCGACUCUGCGCGACCUGGAACUCGCUGAUAUCCCUCUUCCUCUCCUGCUGGUUCAUUUGUGGUAACGUGUGGAUCUACUCGAUUUACAAGCCGAACUUCAACAAGGAAACAACAGAUAUAGAUCCGUACUGUGACAGGACACUCUACCUGUUUGCCUUCUGGGUCACCACCCUCGUCUACAUCCUCUUAGGUGUGUUCCUGGUGGGCAGCUGCCUCGUCCUCAUCUGCUUCUACCUGUGUGGCCGAGCCGACGCUGACGACAAUGUCUAGAAACAUACUAGCCAAAGAGGAGGUGGGAUGCAUCUCAUGGGGCUCCACGCCCUGAGUUGGCUGCUGAGGCUUUUCUUCCCUUUAACAUUUACAAAGACCCAAGUUGUACUUCUUGUUCUACCUUCGCUAGUCUGACCUUUUAAGGGUAAGGGGAGGACAUUAGAGGGAUGAAUGAAUCCUCGUAAUUGCCCGAUUAAAGGGACACUUCAAUCCAGAAUCAAAAAUACAUAUUUUGCUUUUUCCUCCAUAGUGCUAGUUCCUUUCCAGAAAUCAUGAAUGGGUUACUCAAGAAAAUCCACACACCUUGUCAUGAGCAGUUUCAUGUCGAAAUGUAUCACUUUGCAAACAUGAGUAACCGGGUCAUGAUGUUAUUUUUCUUUUUUUUCUUUUUUAGUUGUAUUUGUUUUGCCGCUUUGAACGCUGCAACUCCAGUGCCAUUUAGUUCCAUUACAUUCGAGUGAAGGCAGACGUCUAGACGGCCGAUACCUCCAAAACUCACACUACAAUUAUCCAGUAAAUGGCACUACAGGUCAGAUAUUGGGGUGAACCGUCCCUUUUAACGUUUCAUACUUUGCAACACAAGACUAAUACGUCACAGUCCCAGUUGCUACAUACGAUUUUCGCACUGGUUAUAAAUCACGUCUGUAACUGUCGUCUCAAUGCUGAAAGGUAAAUUCCGCCUAACGUUUACAGGUUGAGUCAGGAAUUAGCCUUAAUUAUGUACAGCAUAAAGUGAUUGAUUUUGCCCCGUAGUUGCUUAAAUGCUCAUGUUUGUUGAUAUUUUUUUUGUCAUGAAAGCGCUCUAUGAAACCAAAGACUCUAAUAUAUCAAUCACACUACACAUUUUCAGCCAUGCACUUUACCAAACAAUGAUUUAUUGUCUUUAAAGCCCAUAUAAACAGAAUUCUGUGACUUCUGAUGCUGUGCCUUGUUACCAACACUAUCCAUGGUUUACUUUCUGUUUAAUUACAACACUGAACUUGGUUUACAGAUCAAACUGUAUCGGGUGAACUCCAUUGCUACUAAUGUAUACUAAAUAUUACGAUUUUUAAUCAAUGCGCAAUCUGAAUUUGUUCUAUUUCUCUUUUUUCAACUAAAGAAUAGAAGAGGGAACUGCGUGGAAAUGCGGCAUGUGGGAACCCAUUAAUAACAGGACAUGUGAUUUUGUGUUCAGCAGUCAGUUGAGAGUGCAUUGUUUCAGAAACUUCCUGUCUGGCCACAAGACAUGCUUUACCUCACGUUGAACACUCAAGUCACACGAAUAUUGAAAGAAAUAAGGGGAAGGUCAUCACAAUGAUUAUCACCUAAUAUUGAAAGGAAUUUGUGGAAGUGGUCACUAUGUGAAACUAAAAUAGCUAUUUUAUAGCUCUUCUUGCCAAAUAAUCAUUAGUAAGAUGGGUGAAAGCAGCAUCAUGGAACCUUAAAAUAACAAUUGUUUUGAUUGAACAUAUGUAAAAGAAGGAAAGGUGCACGUUUGCUUACAGAGCAUGAUUUAUUAUGAGAGCUGUGGAAAGACUACAAAAAUAAAAAUCACAAACCACCAA